CGUUCUUUAACUGAUUUUUUGGUAUCCACAAUUUAAUUUUGUCGGAUUAAAAUUUAACUUUGAAGCAUUCGGUUUUCUUCUUAAAAGUAACCAGCAACAGUGCUUCAAGAUAAUUUUAUUUUCCUAUAAUAGGACUUUUAGACCAUCAAUUUCAGGCUAAAACUUCUGAUCUAUGUUCUUUCACUCUCCUUGAAACUUCCGUUUCCUUUGGCCGAUGUAAGUGCCUUUAGAGUUAUUCGCGAUUGUCCUUUUUAACCCUUUUUAAGUACGAUUUUAUUCAGUUCAUUCCCGAAAAAGUUAAUUGCAUACAUUAAUAUCUAACUUUUUGGGAAUUAUUGAUGCGAGGCGUAACAACAAACGGUCUUUUUGUUAAUUUAAAAUUUGUAACAUAUUUUGUAUAAUUAAAUUCCAUUCCAAUAAACGGAAUAUUAAAUCUGAUUAACAUAUUAACUAUUACGAAGAAAUAAUGUUCGUAUGGAUUUCCAUUGGGUCAUUGUUUCCGAAUAAAUUAACGGAAUAGAGUAGUGAAUCAAGGCAGCCCCUUCUACAAUCGUUGGAAGGGUAGUACCGCCCCUUGUAUUGGCGAAAGCUCCCAGAUAUUGCCAAGAUUCGGGACGGCGGGCAACUUUUUCUAACUUUAUCCAGCACACGAAACAUGCAAGCCAUGUUGCAAAAUCAGAGAGCAACACUUUUAACUGUUUUAACGAGAACCAUUAGAAAAUAACGGGUAUUGGUAAUAAUAAAAAAUAAUGUCGCAACCCAGCGGUAAAAAGGGGGGUUCUAAAGGACCUCCGAAAGAUAAAAAUUCCGGGGAUGACGCGAAAAAAGAGGAAAAAGACAAAGCACCUCCCCAAGAUAAAGACGAUCAGGUGUCAACUAAUAACAAUAACGGCGUUAACAAUAAUGGAGAGGCGGAAGAAGGUGCUGCACAAAAACCGCAAAGUGCUGGAGCCGUUGUAAGGGAUGCUGGACAAAAGGUGUUAAGUUUGUGCCAAAAGAGUGAGUGGUCUCCGGUGGACCAAGUGUUGAAAUCCAUCGAGAAAAGUAUCGCAAGUGCAGGAGAAGAUGCCAACACUGCACCUCUUGCUGGUAUUGCCGAUCCUGCGACUGGGAUGACACCUUUGAUGUAUGCAGUCAAAGACAACAAAACAUCUCUUAUAGAGAGACUCAUAGAACUGGGAGCAGACGUUACAGCAAGGAAUAAUGUAAGUUAUGAAGCACAGCUUAAACGCAAUGUUACAAAAAGCCCAUCAUCAUUCAUCAACGGCGUUAGUUCCCAUUCUUAGUGUCCAAAAUCUUUAAAUGAGGAAGGCAUCAACUCGCAUCAUCAUCAUAAGGUUGUCAGUCUUAAGACUGGUUGGACACGCACCUUCACUCUUUCCUAUCCA
Messenger RNA from Agrilus planipennis (emerald ash borer), 1388 nucleotides. RefSeq lists its product as uncharacterized. NCBI's taxonomy places the organism in Eukaryota, Metazoa, Arthropoda, Insecta, Coleoptera, Buprestidae. The transcript is spliced from 2 exons. Bases 750 to 1286 code for a protein of 178 amino acids. The record is from RefSeq and is a predicted model, not a curated record. Gene Ontology annotation, molecular function: protein binding.